GCGCCCACCAUAAGCUCAAAGUCUCUUCUUUCCCGCCACCAGCAACAUUGGCGUUGUCUCCUCCAUCUAUAUCUGACCUAGACCUGGGUUCCCCGCCGCCAAGCGAGUAAAGGAGCCCCCUUGUGAUCUCCUCGCUCUGUUCAGGCGACGUCCUGGAUUGAGGUCUCCGCUGCGAUCGAAGAGAAGGCUCACGCUCCUACUCUAUCUACGAACAGCACACAAUGGUGGGCAAGAAGUCAGGAAAGGCUCUCCUUCGGGAUGAGGGUCUCGAGAGGACGGACAACAAUAUGGAAUUAUCGAGCUGGCCUCAGAUCCCUGCAAUCAAUCAGAAAAACUACUACACGGACUACCUUAAGCGCGAUGAUCAGUAUCUAGCAUUCAGGCUGCAGAAUGAAGAGGCUCGAAAUCGGAUGGCGAAAACCGCCAAAGACCGCGAUCGCGCUCUUGCCAUGGCAAAGGCAAAUGACUUGGGCAUACCUGAAGCGGAAAUGGAAGCGGAUGGUGAUACUAAUAUGGAGGAUGCGACGGAAGAAGCUUCCAAUGAGACUGUUGGCUCAAAGGUCGUUGUAAUUCACGUUGGAAGCCAAAACUUGCGAAUUGGCCUCUCUAGCGAUGCGCUGCCAAAAACUAUUCCGAUGGUCAUAGCAAGAAAGUCGGCUACAAGCGAAGCGGAUGAUCACGAGGAGGAACCGUGUCCUAAGAGAUUGAAGCUGGACGAUGGCUCUGAUAUGGAACCGGAGAAGAUGUUUGGUCCUGAGUUCUCCUCCCAAUAUACUACUAUGGUGGCCGAACUCAAGACACACAUGCGACAGAAUAAGCGCCGCACUUUGCCAAACUCGAAGGAAAUGGUAAUCAACUAUAACCGGCGAACUGUACCGGAGACCAUUUCAGAACACAACGACCCGAUGCGGAUUGAAUGGACUGAAAUCCUAGACCCAGCACCGGAAUAUAUAGUAGGACAGGCAGCCUUGCGGAUACCGGACGAUUCCAAGCCUCGUUACAAGCUCUACUGGCCAAUGAGGCACGGCUGGUGUAACGAGAGGGAUUACAACAACAAGAGACUCCUAUUUUUAGAUAUUUCUCUUAUUCUUGAGGAUGCGAUCAAAUCCCAGCUUGGCCUCACAAGUGAGAAAGACUGGCCGCAAUACUCCUGCGUCUUUGUCAUCCCGGACCUUUACGAAAAAUCCUACGUCGUCCAGGUCCUCGAAAUACUCAUGAGAGAAUUCUCGUUCGCUCGUGUCUGCUUCAUCCAAGAAAGUCUUGCGGCUACAUUUGGUGCAGGUUUUACCUCAGCGUGUGUGGUUGACAUUGGUGCGCAGAAGACGUCUAUCUGCUGUGUCGAAGAGGGGAUGUGUAUAGAGAAUUCCCGGGUCAAUCUCAAGUACGGCGGGUCAGACGUAACGGAUGUAUUCGUCAAGAUGAUGCUCUACGACCAUUUUCCUUAUGCCGAGAUCAAUCUGUGGAGGCGGUAUGAUUUUCUCUUAGCUGAGGAGCUGAAGAAGCAGGUCUGCACCAUGAACGAAGCUAGUGUCUCGGUACAGGUUUUCGAUUUCCAUCUCCGUGUUGCCGGUCAAGACACUCGCAAGUACAUGUUCAAAGCCUAUGAUGAGGUACAUCUUGCCCCCAUGGGCUACUUCCAACCUACCAUCUUUGAGAACUCUACGAAACUUGAGGGACGAAGACAGCUGAUUUCUCGCUCUGUUGACAUUUAUGACGGCCAGUCAAAUGACCCAACAUCCGCAGCCCAGUCUGAGAUUUUGACCGCCCUUGCCCCUCCAUUGACUAAUGGUCAGAUGAAUGGUGAAUCCCAGCCAAAUAUGCUAGAUGUGCAAGCCACUCCUAGCCGUUCACAGCAAAUCAAUGCCCUGAGCCGUGUGCAGGAGCUUGAUGCUACCCCACGGUCCUCUGUCGCAGGAUCUCCCGCGCCAGAGACCCUGGGAACCCCACAGGCAGGCGGUGGUGGUACCCCUGGUGUUGGAGGCACCAGUCAAAGUGCCUCUCACCGUGUUCCGUCUAUUGAAGAGCGUGAUGAUAUCCUUCCAUCAUUCCCACUAGAUACCGCGAUUCUCACUUCAAUCGCUCACGCCGCCCGCUCAGAUGAGCGCAAGAUGCGUGACUUUCUUGGUGGAAUCAUGGUCGUCGGGGGUGGAAGUUUAGUCAAUGGCUUCCACAUGUUUCUAGAGGAGAGACUCCAGCUUCUCCGGCCAGGCUUUGCGAAAGAGAUCAUGAUUGGCACACCGCCCAGAGAUCUAGACCCCCAGGUCGUUGUGUGGAAGGGCGCAAGUGUCUUUGGCAAACUGAGUGGAACCAAUGAUAGCUGGAUCAGUCAGCUAGAAUACGACCGUCUAGGACAUCGCCUUUUGGGCUAUAAGUCGGUCAAGAACUGCAGAAUGCCACCUCUCACCCCAACGCUUGCACCGGUCGAUUCCAGCUCCAGGGGCCCGGGUGGGUCUUUAAUAUCGGAUUCUCAGAUCUCUCCAAUUGCGCUUCCUGCUCAAUUGUACACUCCGCCAUCCUCAGUUAUAGUAGCUCCUUCACCAGCAGGCGGUUCCGAACAGCCAGAAGCCGACAUGUCGAAAUCAAAGGAUAGCAGCUCCUCUGGGGGCUUCCACCAGGAAUACAUCGCAUCUUUACGCUAUCGAAAUGACCUCCCGCCUCCCGACAUGCCCCCGAAAUUCCUCGACAUCCCUCAUGAGGGACUGGAGCGUUUCCUCACCCCCGGGUUUGCUUCUAAUCUGGCGCGCCGUGAGGAACCAAAUAUUGACGUUGACGCUGAGGGUGGUAUGCCGAUUGAUCUAGUCGGUAUCCCGGGCCUUCACCUCGGAGAUGAGAGUGCUAUUAUGGCACCGGAAAACCCCGACCCCAUUGAACCCGCUGAUCUCCCUCUUCUUAUGACUCUCGAUCAAUUGAAGAACCCAGCUCCUAAGAAUGUCAACGUCAGCUUUCUCCGUCGCACACAGUAUAUUUCUGCUGGUAUUCGUGUGCCUGAUGGCCCACGAGUCACUCCUAUUCGCACCAAGUCUCGCCCCGACAAAGUAAAAACCCAAGAUGAACCUGCUUAUAUCAAGAAGUACCUCCAGAAGGGCUUUGAUAUUGCAUACCCGAGCAGCAAACAUGUUGGCGAAGAUACGCCCAGCCAGAUCAAGGGCCAUGCUCCCACAAAACUCGAGGUGGAUGCGUGGGCUAACCCAGUGCAUCCUGAUAACCCCAAACUGAAACCUGUUGGUUUCUAUCCGCUUCUCCCCGACCUACAGGGAUUCCCAGACCCCGGAGGAUUCGUGCAGUUUAAAUUUGACAAAGCGCCGGUUCAGGGCUCCGGAGGCAAGCGCGACAAGCGCAUGGAUGUUGCGAUUCUACUCCCUUCAGCUCCUGAGGAACGCAUCUGCCAAGAACACGCUACAAAGGUUGCACUGCAUAAGUCUAACCCUAACCUCUACCCGGAUCCCGGCCCAAUCCCCUGGGACUACGAUCUCUUCCUGCCUGAAAAGAAGGAAUCUGCCAAGAAUGUCAUAUCUAGCUUACAAUUAUCCAACCCGGACCGUGAUGAUGAAGGUCUUUACACUCACGAAGGAACGGAGAAUAACAAGUUCCACCGUUAUGAUCGCUCACGUACAUACGCUACUAGCUCUCAAACCCUGGGGAAUGAUCAGAAACAGAAGGAUGUUGCAUUAACCCUUUUCGAUCCCUCUGAAUCACGAGAUGGCAACGGUCCGUCAAAGCAAAAGGCGGCCUACUACUACCCGAUUCUUGGAAAGACACGCCUCAAGCCUGAGCGAUCCCGAACCAUCGCACAAGCCGGUCUUGCCCCGACUCUUCCCAAGUCCAAAGAAGACCAGGUUGACCAGAUUCAAGUGGCGGUUCGGGAUCCCGAUGAAUCCGAGAUUUAUAAACGAGGACUCCACCGGGCUGCUAUUGAUCCAAAAUUCGCCCAAACCAUGCCUCCUCCGCCUGAAGAGCCCGCUGAGGAGCCUCAAUCUCCCGAGAGAUCUACGCAUGACGAGAGCAGAGCCCACGAGCAGAGCGACGAAGAGGACGACGACGACCGGAUGAGUGACGAUUGACCGAUGACUAACUGAGCUUAUGUCGCGACGCUUUCCACUCUACCUAUCUCCUACCGUACAAUACUAUACCCUCCUCUUGCACGCACGCAGUACCUGAUCUACUACCUACCUUCUUGUCAAUUUCAAUCAAUCAUGACUGAACCCAAAAAAAAAAAAAGAAAAAAAAAAAAACUUUACUUUUUCUUGGGAUUGUCCAUUACAAUGCAGGGCUGUCCUCCCAUGUAAUUUUAGAAGCAGAGCCGGAAAGACUUUCAACUUGAGGUAACUUGCAACGUGCAAUUUGCAAACUCCUUGGUCAGUUGAGUUGGCCUCUUUCUUAUCUUUGGCUCCGGCCAUGCUAUUGGUAAUGAUGAUUUAAGACAGCAGCAACAUAGGCGUUUGAGUGGCAUGAAAACGAUUGAGGUUUAGCGGAAUUAAUUUAUAUAAUUU
This is a messenger RNA of Aspergillus ochraceoroseus IBT 24754, 4490 nucleotides long. RefSeq names its product putative chromatin remodeling complex subunit (Arp8). The transcript is spliced from 8 exons. Gene Ontology annotation, cellular component: Cdc73/Paf1 complex. Bases 222 to 4061 code for a protein of 1279 amino acids. The record is from RefSeq and is a predicted model, not a curated record. Gene Ontology annotation, biological process: transcription elongation by RNA polymerase II. NCBI's taxonomy places the organism in Eukaryota, Fungi, Ascomycota, Eurotiomycetes, Eurotiales, Aspergillaceae. Gene Ontology annotation, molecular function: chromatin binding; RNA polymerase II complex binding.